Messenger RNA from Leptopilina heterotoma, 1948 nucleotides. RefSeq lists its product as uncharacterized. Gene Ontology annotation, molecular function: glutamate-gated receptor activity. Gene Ontology annotation, cellular component: membrane. Bases 71 to 1948 code for a protein of 625 amino acids. The record is from RefSeq and is a predicted model, not a curated record. Lineage: Eukaryota; Metazoa; Arthropoda; Insecta; Hymenoptera; Figitidae. The transcript has 8 exons.
AUUAAAAGUGCAUAAAUACAAAACUUACAGGUGAAAAAUUGUGUAAGGAAGAAACUUAAAAAAAAUAAAAAUGUUAAAAUUUCUACAUUUGUUAGUAAUACCUGUCGUUGUAAAUAUCACCCUGGUGGAAGCAAUUACACGUGAAAAGAAUUAUGCAUCUCUAAUUUCAUCGAUAUGUUCUUUGUACGAUGCAUCUUCUGUAAUUAUUAUUCGAAAUCAUCCAACGGAAGACAUUAACUUACUAUCAAAAGUCAUGAAGGAACUUUCCAUUCUUGGCAUAUCAUCACAGGCGACAAAUUUUCAGCAUGUUUCCAAACUGAACAAUUAUCAGGCAAAGUAUCUAAAAAAGCAAUUGUAUGUUCUUAUUCUUGCAACUGUUGAAUCAGUCCGUGACUUGGAAAACUACACCCAAGAUAUACAUGUAUCAGAAAUUUCGUGGUUCAUUAUUUUUAAAAAAUGGGGAGAAGAGAAACCACUGGAGGAAUAUUGCUCGAAUCCUCGGGGCAAUCCACUGAACUUGAGAUUUGACACAAGGAUGAUAGUGAAAUGCUACGACGAUCCAAUUCUUCGCGAGUGGCACUCUCUCUACAAGAACGAUACCCAAAUUUUUGACAUCGCCACUUGGAACCAAACACACGGUUUCAAACUCUUAACAAAGGAUAAAUUUCUCUAUUCUCGAAGAAAUAAUGUCGGUGGAAUAACUUUACGCGUGAGUUCAAUAAAUAAUUCAGCAACAGUUGGAGAUGAUAAAAAUAUAGAUGGUUUUUAUAGUAAGGUAUUCGACAGUAUCUCGAAGACAAUAAACUUUAAGUACAAUGUAACUAUCAUAAAAUCUGGUGGCAGUAAAUGGAAUGAGACAGGUGGUGUUAUAAAUGAAUUGUACAAGAACAAAACUGACAUUGCACUUGCUAGUUUGGUAAUGACGAAGGGUAGAUUAAGCUACGUGGAUUUUGCCUCGCCAAUAAGCACAACGCCUCUUGUUCUCUGCAUUAAAGAAACAAACAUUAAAAGACAAUGUUUGGAAUACUUUAAGACCUUUCAUUAUCAUAUUUGGAUGGUGAUUUUAUUGUUUAUUCUCACGGUGCCUACAAUUUUGACAAUAAUUAAUGUCUAUGAAAAUCGUGAUGAAUUUUACAAUUGGAGGAAUCAUCUUCAGGAUAAUUUCUUUAAUGUUUGGAGAAUGUUUUGUCUUCAAGGAGCAACGGACUUUCCAAAAGACGACACCUUGAGAACGACUUGGUUUACAAUGUUUGCAACAGCAUUGAUAAUUUCUUUAAUCUACUCUGGAUCGCUAAUUAAUUAUUUAACAAUAAACUCAUCUGUUCCUGUAUUCACGUCUCUUGACAACUUCAUAAAAGAUGGUACUUACAAAUUGGUGGUUAUAAAAAACAAAUUUUUACAUCAUGAAAUACAGAAUAAAUCAUCCAAGAAUGAAGUACUACUGCAAUUAAGAAAAUUUUUAAAACACAGCAAUGAAUUACCAAUGAAUGAAUUUGAUGCUUUUACGCAGAUGUGUAACAGUAGAACUGCAUUUCUUACCACCAAAGAAGCAGUACUAACCACAAAUGUAUCUUUGUACUGUAAAUGUAAAUUAUUUGAACUUACAGAAGCACCUAAAUAUAUUUCAUUCGCUUUAACGAAGCGCAAUCCUUAUCUAGACAUUAUCAAUUAUCAAAUCAUUCGUCUAUCAACUACUGGUAAUUUACAGUACUUAAGGAACACUUUGCAAAAAGUAGAUAAUCAUCAUCUCAAUCAUCAGCAUUAUGAAAAAGAUGAGAAUUUCGAUACUUCUGGUAUUGUAUUAAUUUCUCAAAUUAUUGUAACGGGCAUUGCCGUGAGCUUUUUAAUAUUUUUUAUCGAAAUCACAUACAAUAUGUAUAACAAGAAGAAGAAUUCACAAAAAUUCUUUAAAAAAUUAAAACUGCUACCAGCAAAAUUAAGAGUUUGA